Chlorella variabilis is the source of this 1560-nucleotide messenger RNA. RefSeq lists its product as hypothetical. The record is from RefSeq and is a predicted model, not a curated record. NCBI's taxonomy places the organism in Eukaryota, Viridiplantae, Chlorophyta, Trebouxiophyceae, Chlorellales, Chlorellaceae. The transcript has 8 exons. The coding region runs from base 1 to 1560 and encodes 519 amino acids. Gene Ontology annotation, molecular function: oxidoreductase activity, acting on paired donors, with incorporation or reduction of molecular oxygen; heme binding; iron ion binding.
AUGGAGCUGCUGCAGCAUUUGGGCUUGGAAAGGCGGCCCGAGUGGCUGCCAGAGCAGGUGGUGCUGCUGGGUGUGCCUCUGCUGCUGGCGUCAGUCAUGGUGGCUGCGGCUCGCCUGACGGCAGCCAUCAUCAAGGGCGCAGCCCGCUGGCUGCGGGUGGCAUGGGGCUGCCGCGGCGUGCCUGCGGCGCCCGGCGGCGGCCUGCUGGGGCUUGGUCACACGCUGCAGUUGGCCUUGGCGCCGUGCCCUUGGGAGAAGAUGCUGGAGUGGGCGCGUGCCUCGGGCACCCUCACCCGCUUCAACAUCCUGCAGCGCACCGGCCUGAUUGUGAACGACCCCGAGGGCGCCAAGCGCGUCUUCCAGACGCGGCAGCGGCUGUAUGAGAAGGACCUGGACUUUUCUUACAAGCCCUUCCUCUCGAUUCUUGGCACCGGCCUGGUGACCGCCGACGGGCCGCACUGGCAGAAGCAGCGGCUGCUGAUGGCACCCGCACUGCGCAUCGACAUGCUGGACGCCAUCAUCCCCAUCACCAAGAACGCCGUGGACAGGCUGUGCAAGAACCUGGAGAGCUUCCGUGGCACGGGCACGCCCGUGAACAUGGAGGAGGAGUUCCGGCUGCUGACGCUGCAGAUCAUCGGUGAGGCCAUCCUGAGCCUGCCGCCCGAUGAGUGCGACCGCGUCUUCCCCCAGCUCUACCUGCCUGUCAUGGAGGAGAGCAACCGUCGCGUGCUGGAGCCCUGGCGGCAGCUCUACCCCCUCACCGCUUACCAGUACAAUCAGCGCGUCAGCCAGCUCAACAAAUACAUUAUCAGCAUCAUCCGGGCGCGGCGCGCGGCGCACGCCGCCAACAGCGGCAAGCCCCCCGCCAAGCCAGACAUCCUGGACCGCGUGCUGGCGGCAGCAGAGGAGAGCGGCGAAAAGUGGACGGCAGCGAGCGAGGUGCAGCUAUGCUAUGAAAUCAAGACCUUCCUACUAGCAGGCCAUGAGACCAGCGCUGCCAUGCUCUGCUGGACCAUGUAUGAGCUGAGUCAGAGCAAGGAGGCACUAGAGAAGGUCCGUGCUGAGGCAGCAGGCGUGUUUGGCGGCAAGCGGAAAAGCAUGCCUUCGCGCGAGGAGGUGGAUGGCAUGGAGUACACGCUGGCCACACUCAAGGAGAGCCUGCGCAAGUACAGCGUGGUGCCGGUGGUCACCCGCAACCUGGUACAGGAGGACGAGCUGCUGGGGCACAAGCUGCCGCGCGGCUCGUGGCUGAUUGUGCACCUGCAGGGCAUCCACCACCAGUACAACGACCCGCUGGCCUGGCGCCCCGAGCGCUACAUGCCCGGUGGCGAGUACGACCAGUUUGACGAAUCCAUCCGCCCAUACAUGUUUCUGCCCUUCAUCCAGGGUCCCCGUAACUGCCUGGGCCAGUACUUUGCGCUGCUGGAGAACCGCGUGCUGCUGUCAGUGCUCAACCAGCAAUUCACUUUUACUCCCGUGAACCCCAAGGAGAGCGGUGUGACGCACCCCAAGGUCAUCCCCGUGGCACCGCUGCACGGCAUGAAAAUGUACGUGUCGUGA